GGUCUGAAAUCUUUUGACCAUGAUAUUGGGAAGUUCUUCAUCCGUCUGCGUCUCGCUCUCUGAAAGAGUGAAGCUUGGCCCUUCUCUGUCUUCUUCAGGACCCUUUUUCAACCCUGUGAAUGGUGUGAGAUUCUCCAAGAAAAAUGGGGGUUGUGGGGUUGUGGCUAAGGCUAUGAACCAACCCAUUUUGAAUACAGUGUUUGAACCAUUUGAGGAAGUGAAAAAAGAGCUUCUUGUCAUCCCCACAGAGCUCCAUGCAUCACUGGCUCGCCAGAAGUACACCGAUCAGUCUGAGGCUGCACUCAAUGCACAGAUCAACGUGGAAUACAAUGUCUCUUACGUGUAUCAUGCCAUGUACGCCUAUUUCGACAGAGAUAAUGUUGCUCUGAAAGGAUUGGCCAAGUAA
This is a messenger RNA of Vigna unguiculata (cowpea), 406 nucleotides long. RefSeq names its product ferritin-2, chloroplastic-like. Gene Ontology annotation, biological process: intracellular iron ion homeostasis; iron ion transport. Gene Ontology annotation, molecular function: ferrous iron binding; ferric iron binding. Gene Ontology annotation, cellular component: cytoplasm. The record is from RefSeq and is a predicted model, not a curated record. Lineage: Eukaryota; Viridiplantae; Streptophyta; Magnoliopsida; Fabales; Fabaceae.